GUGUUUCUCGGCGGUGCCGCAAUGCUAGGUAGAGGGGACCAGAAGUGUUGGUGUUUCAGCGGGUGGUUCGGAUAGGAUGUGUUUGUUGCAGAGACUACGAAGUGUUUCUCGCUAAAAUGUAAAUAAUCGUGAAUGAUUAGUGCUGUAAUCACCAAAAAUUGCCCUCGUUUAAGAUGGAAGUGAGCGGUACGCCGUCGAUUACCAAGGCCUUAUGUUUCAUUUGAUUUGGCCUCAACCCGUUUGUCUUUAGAUCGACCGUUUGUUUAGUUAUGAAGCAAAUAGUUAUAUCAUUAGUAUACGCUAAAUUAUUUAGUAAACGUGAGUGUGCUGUCGGUAAUAAAGUGUUAGCUGUCUCGCAACCUGAUACUAAGAUUAUCACUUUUACCUAAUGUUUUUAUUGCUGAGAGACCUAAAGCCAUAGAAAAAGUGAAAUCUUCUAACAUUGGGUGUACCAUAACUAAACAUAAUGGAGAAAAUCUGUCGGCUGUGCAUGAGCAGAGCAGAAGAUUUGAUUUCCAUCUUCGAAACCGCUGACGAAUUUGACCGUACCGUUGCAAAUAAAAUAUCAGCAUGUGUUGCCAUAGAGGCUGUGGAAGGUGAUGGAUUGCCAUCUGAAAUUUGUAAGGAAUGUGCCUCGCUCUUGGAUGUUAUGUAUAACUUCAAGGAAAAAUGUCGGGCAUCAGACUGGACACUUCGAAAGCUGAAAGCUAGAGCGACACAUCAUCGUCAAUUUGUGGGCCCUGUAUACAAGUUGAUGAAUGAAACAAAUCCUGAUGUAAAUCUUGAUGCAAGGCUGGCCAAGAAUCUGAUUGGAUAUCACAAUGCUGCUCCUGCUGAGGGGCCUGAAACUUUCUUGGUGCAAAAGGGGCCUGAGGUGAUAGCUAUCACAGUCAUUGAUCCUAAUGCACCUGGGGAUUGUACAAAAUCGAAUACAUCUGGUGGUUGGACUGACCCAAUGAAACCGCAUGAUAUGCAGUCUUCAGUGGAUGGCAGAUCUCUUUAUGGGGGAACUCCUGGCAGUUCUUCACCAGAUCUCGCCGAGGGAGCGCCAAUAUUAUUUGUCAAUGAAGGUAUCGACUCCGAUGGACAGUUGGUAACAGAAUUUGAACCAGUAAGUGCAUUCCACCCUGAAGCUCUUCGGCGCAGACUCGAAAGAGAUCUUCCAAAAAGUGAAAAUGAUAUGCAACCGGCCUCAAAAAGUGAAACUGAUACGCAACCGGCUUCAGAAAGUGAAUCUGAUAUGCAGUCAGCUGCAGAGCAAAGAUCAGAGCAAAGAAAUUCUGCAGUUCACGUGUGCCGAGAAUGUAAGGAACCAUUUGGAACUGAAGAAGAAAUGAUUAAUCAUCUAAAGACUCAUUAUAGUUGUAUAGAUUGUGGUCAGACUUUUACAGAGGUUGACGAGUUGACCGAACAUUGCAAAAUGUUAUGUGCAGCAGAACCUUGGAGUUGCAAAACAUGUGGAAUGACAUUUAGCAGUAAAGACAAACUUCAUAAUCAUUUACAAGUCCACACAGAGAAACCAUAUAUCUGUGACGAGUGUCCAUCAUCAUUUUCAAGAAAGGAUGUUCUUGCAAGACAUAAAGCUAUUCAUUCUGGGCGCCAGUUUAUUCAUGUUUGUGAUGAGUGUUCUAGAGUAUUUACGCGUGAAGAGGACAUAAAUUUGCACAAGCUGACCCAUUCAUUUUGUAAAGAUUGUGGCGUUCAGUUUGCAUCGAGUCAGGAAUUGUCAGCACACAAAUUGUCGUGCCCAAAUGUUAAACCUUGGCCUUGUGACUUAUGUGAUAAAUCAUUUGUUUCAAAAGACAGACUUAAUCGACACUUAAAAAUACAUUCUUCUGAUAAACCAUAUGUAUGCGAAAUUUGUUCAGCUGCAUUUAAUAGGAGAGAUAAACUGACAAGACAUAAAACAACACACAGUGGUGACAGACCUUAUCAGUGUGAAUAUUGUGAUCUUAGCUUCACCCGAAGAGACAAACUUGGAAGACAUAUGACCACUCACUUUAAAUCUCAAGUUAAUAAUGAGGAAAACUUCAGUUAGGGGGAAGAAAUUUAUUUUCAUGAGUUUUUUCAGCUGAAUAAUUUCAAAACAUUGUGACAGCUGCAAUUUUCAAAGAUGUUUCAUCAUUAUCUCAAAUUUAAAUUAUAUUCUGAUUUUAUUUAUUUAUUAUUUUUCAUUAAUUUGUUCAUUUCAUCCUCCUUCGGUGUUAUACAUGAGCAUCAUUUAGAAAUGCCCUUGACAUAAGAUAUGUAUUUAUAAUUUGUCAUUAGUCAUACAGGCAAUUUUGCCUUAGAAACUGAACUAUUGGGCAUAUAAUGCUGUAUGCUUUUCUGCAAUUUUCCCUCUUGAACGUAUGCCUCCACCAAUUUUUGGCUUGAAUUGAUCAUGUAUGGAACAUACAAGUUUGUGAAUUAAUAUUUAAAAAAGUUUUCGUUAGCCCUUACUUCAGGAGGGUAAAAACUUUCAAGCCUUUACAUGGAAGGUAUUGCGACUCCCUUGUUGAACUGUCUGUAAUAACAUUAACCCCUAAACUUCCUUUCUACUGUAGCUGAACAAACAAAGCACUGUUGUGAUCAUGACAAAUAAGUUAGAGUAGUCAACAUUUUCGGUAGCAGUGAGUCCAGUGGCUUUAUGUCUCUGCUGUGUGACAGUAGACUAAAAAUUACUCAUAUUUGAGUGAAAGCAUUCUAGAAGCACUGAGAUGGCUACCAACAAGGCACUUGACAUUUCAUGGAGAACGGGGCACACAUGCUGCAUUUAAUAAACAAGUUUUCUAGAAAUAAUUGAUUUUCUAAUGAGUAUUAUCUUGUUUAUUUAGAUGGCAUUCGUAUUUUGAGUCCAGGUGUUUAUACAGAGAUAGGGACUAAAACAUGAACCCCCAGAUUAUUUCAGGAAAUGCAUUAUUAUUUUAGUUGUCAGUUCCUAAAAACUAGUGUUUCUGUCUUUCUUACAGUGAAAAUAUUUUUUUCGGUUGUGUUAGUGUGUAGAUAUGACAGAAGAAAUCACUCCAAAACUAAUACACAUAGGAAGAAAGCAAAGCAAAGUCAAGUCAUAGAACAUGAAUGACUGGGAGACCCUGAAGGAAAGUUCAGGCACCUUUCUUACAUGAAGUAUAAGAACUGUCUGUGUAAGUGUAGAUGUUUAGUGUAGGUGACUGGAGUGAGCAAGUGUGUGUGUGUGUGUGUGUGUGUGUGUGUGUGUGUGUGUGUGUGUGUGUGUGUGUGUGUGUGUGUGUGUGUAUAGAGAGAGAGAGAGAGAGAGAGAGAGAGAGAGAGAGAGAGAGAGAUGAUGGUGAUGGUGAUGAGAGAAGGGAGAGGGUGAAACCCGGAGCUGGCACAUAGCCUACUCCUCUUGAAGAGCACCAAGAGGGCCACCGAGCUUAACGACCCCAUCCGAUGGACAGAUCACCAUCAACAGUGUUGCAUGCUCUCACUUCAUGAGACAUUGAGGAGAGGUUCGGAAUUCAAUCCAGACCAUUGGCACAAAGAUUAUUGACCAGGGACCUUACACCUCUACCCCUCCUAUUGCCUCUGCUGCAAAGGCAAAUGAAAAUUUUCAAUAGUGUGCAACACACCCAGAUGGUCAUCCAUCUAAGUACUGGCCAUGCCUGAUGGUGCUUAACUUCAGUGAUCUGAUGGGAAGAAUGUGUAAUAUAGAAGUUUUACAGACAAGUGUCAACAUACAAUGUAAUUAUUGAAUAUCUUGACAACAGAGUCAGUAUAAAAGAGGAAUGGUAAUGCUUUGAAGAAUCUUCAUUUUUUUAAAUUAAUGUAAGUACUUUCCUUUCCUGUAUUUUGAAGUUACUAUGUUCAUAUUGAAUCGGACUGAGUAUAGUGCCACCUUAAUUUUCACAUGCUGUGGCAUGUGAAUCAUUUCUGCUUCAUUAUAACAAAAACAAAGAAAAACUGCUACUUCUGGAAAGCAUGUCAUUUACUUAUUCAUCCAGGGAUCAUCUUAAAAUGGUAGAGGAUUUGUCAAAAUACAAUGAAAAUAGGAACCUCAAAAAUAUAGAUACACACAGAAUAUAUAAGUACGCUUUGAGGAUAGGACAUGUGGUUGGCCAUGGCCUUCAUGAAUGAACCAUCCCAGCAUUUGCCUGAAAUGGUUUAGGAAAACCUAAAUCAAAAUGGCUGGACAGAGGAAAAAAUUCCCCAACCUUCUGAAUAUGAUGUUAGCACUUCAACAACUGCACUGCGUCUUUCGGUUAGUCCCUAUUGUGCAAUGUUUUCUUCAUACAUAAUUUGCACAAGAUAAAUUGCGAUACGAAACUAGUUUCCUACUGUUUUUUUGCUUCUGUCUACACUGUCACUGCCUACUCUAAGGAAACCCACUGAUGACUUCAGGACCGCGAACAUCCUGCUACGCCCCUUGCACUUCGUUCAAUCCAUCCGGAAAACUGAUUCCAGGACCACAGACAUGCUACCGUAUGUGAUGCAGUUUGCAUAGAAAAGUGAGCCAGUAUACCAUUUUAAGCAAUUCCCCAUGAUUGAGUCGGCAAGUAACAUUGUGUGGCAUGAAAUAUUUAAAAUUAUGUUGGUUGCUUCUUUGUAUGGUAUUUUGUCUCAUUGAAGCUGUAACCAAGAGGAAAGUCAUACAGUUGAUCUAAGAUGAAUUUUCCUACAUGCUUGCCGACAGUGAAACACAGACAGGCUGUUAAGACAUCAUGUUUAUUCUAGAGUUGAUGUCUUUUCAGCCAAAUCCCGGUGAUCUGGUGAAGAGGUAUUCCCAAAUGGGAAUAUUUUAGGGAUUACCAAUUGUGAUAUUUUCCUUACUAACAAUGGAAAUAUCUCAAAAACAUUAGUUGGGAAUUGGAACAAUUUUUAUUUUGUUUCUGGGACCCUAUAGCCCAACCAAAAAUAGUCCUUUUGUGUGUGUGUGUGUGUGUGUGUGUGUGUGUGUGUGUGUGUGUGUGUGUGUGUGACAGAGUAAACUUGACGACUUGUUCUACAGCUGUGACAGGAUACCCAGCCAUCGACUAAUAACUGGUGGAUCCAAGAGAGAUCUGUGUUAGUUUUGUUUCCUAUUUAUGAAUAAAUCUAUUAGUCACCAUCCUCUUUUCUAUUUCUGAUCACAUUUUCUGUCUGGUACAAGCAUAUUCAAAAUGGUACAGCAUAAGAAAAUGUUUGGAAGUGAUUGAAUUGGAUUUGUAGUAAACCAUGUGCCUUGUUCAGUACAUGAUAAAUAAGUCUUGAGGUCUUGCUAAUCCAUGUGAGGCACCCACCUUAAAAUUAACAGAAACCAUAAAAAUUAAUUAACCCCUUGCUAGAAUAAUUAACACAUCUGAUGCUAGAGACAAUGAAAAUAUAAAUGUGAGAUAAGUGUUGUAUAGUAGAAAUAAAGUUAAGAGGAAUGAAUUGGGGGCUACCCAUCUAAUAUUAAAAAUUAAAUGUAUAUUUAUGUACAAUGUAUGUAUCGUGUAAAUAGUAGCUGUAUAAACCCUUUGUUUUUCUGAGAACUGUGUGCUAUGUGGGGCUGUAAUGUGUUAGUAAGCAAAACUGAAUGUAUUAAUUGUGAUCAAUGUGUACUAGAUGUAUUAAUUUUGAUUUUAAUUGUCUGCAGUUAUUAUUUAGAUUCUAAGUUUUUGUGUUGCAGUAGCUACAUUUUAAAAAGGCAGCUGACUGAUUUUUUUUGUGAUGUUGAAAUAUUUUCUGUUUGUUGGUGUACUUAUAUGUAUUAGUUAGAUCGUGAUAAAGAUUAUGUACAUUUUCA
Messenger RNA from Schistocerca cancellata (South American locust), 5707 nucleotides. RefSeq names its product zinc finger protein 84-like. The coding region runs from base 467 to 2038 and encodes 523 amino acids. Gene Ontology annotation, cellular component: nucleus. Lineage: Eukaryota; Metazoa; Arthropoda; Insecta; Orthoptera; Acrididae. The record is from RefSeq and is a predicted model, not a curated record. Gene Ontology annotation, molecular function: zinc ion binding; RNA polymerase II cis-regulatory region sequence-specific DNA binding; DNA-binding transcription factor activity. The transcript has 5 exons. Gene Ontology annotation, biological process: regulation of transcription by RNA polymerase II.